GAGUGGCAGUGUUUAUAUAUGCCAUCCAGUCGAUAACUUGCUUUUAUAAGGGUACAUCCAUACAUUAUGUUGGGUUCAGGAAGACUCACCAAACCACGGUGCACAUACUUCCAGCGAAGACAUGCAGUGUGUUUGAUCCAACGGCCAACUGCUGGCGAAUUGGCUGCAUGCACAAAGUGGGCACAUGUGUGUACUUGUGGGGCUUGCAUGCAGCAGCAUUCCCCACCACUUCAAUUACCCCAGUCCGCUCCCCAUGUUAGCUAAGUAGCUAAAUGAAGAGGAAGUCAUAGAAAUUAGCCUUGAUUUGUAGGGCUAGCUCUUCCUGUCCCCACUACUGUAAUAGAGCACCUCGGAUAUGUCUAUGGAGGCUUACACCUACAGCAUGAUAAUUAUGCGUCCUACCGCACACUAACCCUAGCAACACAAAAAGCUACCACCUACAACUAAUGCAAAGUGUUGUGCUUAGAUAAUGUCUGACAUCAGUCUGUGUGGCAUCCUCUGCGGGUCACUUACGUAGCACUCUGAGACUUGCAAUACAGGAAGCAGGAAGGCGUAGCUGAAAGUGGAUUAAACCACAUUGCAGACUGGAUUGAGCCAAUGAGUCUAGCGUCACGUGAUUCACAGACUUAGCAACACAAUACUAUUACUAUGCAUAAUGUACAAGGUGUGAUCACAUUCUAAUGCUUAACUAGCCCCCCUUGCCCUUCUGGCUCUUGACUGAGGAUUACUGACUCGAUUAAUCACGCCACAUUCCUGGGCUAACAUCCGAAACAGUCUACCAAAGUCCACGUGGAAUGCUCCCAUUCUUGUUAAUCAACACGGCACCAUUAACCACCCCCUGUUUGACAGCGGCCAUGGCUUUGAUGCAGAGAUCAGUCUCAACACUUGGUACAUGUUUGGCCUACAUUUCUGAGCAGAUUGGUUCUGAAGAACCGCACCGCACACACUUCCUUAAGCGCAUUAGCAGGGCCCUCCGCUUACCAAUACAGCAGGAGUACACUUGGGAUGUACCUUUACAAUGUUACACGUAAUUGUGCACGCCCUAUAUUCAUAAUUCACAGUUAAAUUCACCGAAUAGCUUAACGGUGAUGUGGAUCUCUGCAGCAGCGGAGUGCCCAUCUCUUUUUCGUGUGUAUAUACCUGGACAGUGGAAUGUAAUAUCGCCGUCAUUACUUGGCCGAGGGGGGCAUGUAGUACUUCCCCAGUCCUGCUAGGUCAGAUGCCGCCUGUCUCAGAGCAUGCCAUUCCUCAUAUGCCUCUCCUUGCCCUCCGCAUUCCAUAGCAUCGUCAACUGCAGCUAACCAGGCCACUGGGUAUCACUUUCUCAUCCACUGGAAGGCCUCCCAGGGUCUAGGGCAUUACAAGUGUUUGUUUGGUGCAAGAUCAACUCUACAAUACGAUACUAUUGUGAUCGUGUGAUAUUAGGGCAGCAUGUAUUGUUGGCACCUCAGAUGCAAGCUGUAAUUCGACAGGCAGAAUUGCCCACUCUACGUGAAUUGAACCGCAGAGAAGACAUGGCAGCGUGUAGUGGCUGUGUUGUUCGCUAUUGUUUACCGUAGCUAACCACUGUUCCGAUCUCUUAGAAGUGUCUCUUACUUUCCAGUAGGUAGUAGGUGCAGAGCAUGUGUAGUCCUCUAGUUGUGUAAUACAUGAGAGUUGCAUUUCGCUACACCAAUGGCUUAACACCACAACAGUUCAUUAGGUACAGUGCCUACAAGCAAGGAUUAGAGUGCCAUUGUAAUCCCUGUUUCAGGACAACAAACUACAAAGCGCUGUGGUUGCAAAUGGUUCCUAUGGUGGCGUGUUUAGAACCUUUUGAAGGCAGCUCUUUGCUUGAGCUGAAAAGGCUUCUCAGUUAGCCAAGGUGUAUCCCCUGCCAGUGCACCGCUUGGUUUUGAAACUCUAGCAUCCACUCAUUUACCAUGCACCCAAAAACGGAUUUUUUUUAGCGACAGGACCUGGUUUUUUGUCCUAUGGGCUCUCUAUGGGGUCCGUGUGGCUGCGCGCUCUUGUAUUCUUCACCAGCUGAUGAGCUGAGCACUUGAACGCCUCUUACCAGCCUUAGCUACACCUUCCUUGGCUAAGCAUUAGCUCGGAAGCCGUACGCUGCACUGCGCAUAAUAGCUUGCGGUGCAUGAGCGGAAGCCCGCUGCGUCGCGAAUUAGCCCGUUAAUGAAUAUUUCCAGAGCCGCUCUGAGCGACAGUUGAAAAGCCCAGUGUAUAUAAUGUGCAGCAAAGAUUUCCUAUAAAGCCAGAAGCCUACGCCUCGCCCUUAGUCGUGAGACUCUGCAGUCGUUUGAAAGAAGAAGGCGCUUGACAGCAGCCCCUGCAAACCCUAUCACAGACGACACGCGACCUUGGAGGGAAAGUCCUUAGUGAACUACUCAACCGUGUCGGACGAAAACCUGCAAGUGCCUUUCCCCGCUCCUUCUCUUCUGUGAAUAAACUUUCCUCAGCCCCACACUCUCGGAAGCCAUAAGGGUACGCGCUCGGCCUGCCGUACAAACAAAACUACUACCUCCAAACUACACUGUCUUUGCUGGUGCGAGAGCGCGCCCGGUUUGUGGGAGCUUCAGAUCAUGUCCAGUGCCACACUGCUGAAUCCACCUGCUGCCUACAUGACGACGGACGGCGGAGCGUCACAGUUUGUCUCACCGUUCCCUCCGCCGCACUUUGGUAUGACUCACCAGUACUUCGCCGCCGCUGCCGGUCGGAGCCUGCGCGGAGACUUUCCGCCGUUUUUCGUGCAUAACGGCGGCCACCCGUCCUACUCUUCACCGUCACUCGAGUUCUCUGGCUACGCUCCGGGUCACUACGGGAACGUGCCUUUCAGCGAGAGCAAACCAGCAGUGCAGGAGCAGGAUGCAGUAAGUGCGCUCAUCUCCCUCAAGUCGGCCACCGGGAACUCUACUCCAGAGUCCUCCACACCUCCUGCCAUUUUCACCAAUGCCAUGUCCGGCGUCAUCCCACCGGAUGCCAGCCCGGAGCUCAUGCAGGCCGUGAGACAGAGCUCGGCCUCGACCUACGCCCCCGGAGAGACCAUCAGUGGCUACUCCAUUCCUCGCACCAGCAUCUGUCUCCCGGAGCACCAGUACGACGUGAAGCCCAUCCCUCUCAACAUGCUCCCCUUCUCCGUGGCCGGAGCGGUCAUGAGCGACGGGUCGUCCCCCGGCAGCAUCAAGUCAGACCACCACCACUCCCCGGGUGCCGUCGCCGCUGCAGCCAGGCCCAAGAGAACUCCCUCCAAGUCGGGCAACAACGUCUGUCAGAUGUGCGGGAAGAGCUAUGCCCGACCGUCCACUCUCAAGACCCACAUGCGAACGCACUCGGGCGAGAAGCCGUAUCAUUGCGAGAUCUGCAACAAGGCCUUCACGCAGGCGGCUAACCUGACCGCUCACCUUCGCACCCACAGUGGCGAGAAGCCGUUCUCGUGCCCCAUCUGCCAGAAGCGGUUCUCGCAGAGUUCGUCUGUCACAACACAUCUCCGGACGCACUCGGGGGAGAGACCGUACCGGUGCGACUACUGCGGGAAGGCCUUUGCCGACACGUCGACUCUCACCAAGCACAAGAGGAUCCACAGCGGGGAGAAGCCGUAUCGGUGCAAGGUCUGCAAUCUUGGGUUCUCGCAGUCGGGGAACCUCCACCGCCACAUGAAGACUCACACCAACAACAGCCAGUGAGAGACACACAGCAGGUCACCCCCCACCACCUACAGUUCCCCUCCCCUCCACUCUCAUGUGUUAAUACGUAUACUCUUCGUCCCCCUGCCUAGCGAUACAUGCGUAUCCUCAGUCGACCAUAUAUGCAGAAAAAAACUGCAUUGAGCAUAAUAUUGGUCCACUUUCUCUACUCUUUAUCUUUCUCUUCACCUCUCCUUCCUUGUCCAAGCUAUGUUUAUAAUAUGCUCUCUGUAAGAAGCAUAGGUAUCCAUCUCAGCACUGGUGUUUCUGUGAUCGUGAAAUUUUGUGUUAUGCUAUAACCAGUUCAGUACUCAUCCGAAUAUACAAUGUCAUUCUGAUAAUAAAGACCAUAUAACCACCAUUCUCAAGUAUCAUGAUAGUAUUAUAUUUUUGUACCAAAUUUUGGAUCUCUAUUUUUGUAUGUUUAAUAGUGUAGUGAGCCCUUUUCCUAUUGUGUAGCCAAUCUCCAAAUAGCUGUCUCUUCUGUCAAUCACAUCUCUGCACACCCUCAGCCAGCUAACUGAUUCACACUCUUUCAUGUCUCCUCAUUCAUAUUAUCCACGUUAUGACUCCAGCUUGUGUAUAUAAUAUGCUCCAAAGCGACCGCUGGCAAGUUUGCCACCCACCGAGUGGCGGCUCGCGAACAGGGUG
Messenger RNA from Geodia barretti, 4331 nucleotides. NCBI's taxonomy places the organism in Eukaryota, Metazoa, Porifera, Demospongiae, Tetractinellida, Geodiidae. The record is from the annotation of a GenBank genome assembly.